AUGCCGCUCGCCAAGUCGCGACAGCCUGUUGCAUUCACUUCGACUUCAUCAGCGCAUCCGACCACAACUUCAGUUCGAUCCAGACCGACGACCACCACUGCCGCAGCUGCACCACAGACAGCAAGUCCGGCACUGCAGCUUGAGCUGCCACCGCCACUUCCGACCAUCACUGAGCUCCAAAUUACGCACCGCAUUCAACCGUCGCCUCAGCUUAUCGCGCGGCGCCUCGUCUCUCUUGCGCGCUCUUUCCUUUCGCUUCAUCCAAAUGAUGCUACGCCUGAUCCACUAGAUUGGGAGCUGGACCUGUGCUCUGCGACCUUCUUCGCCAUUUAUGCUGUCUGCCUCGACCCGCCUUCCACCGCGGCUCGCAGAACACUGGCAAGAUGCGCUCGUCUUGGCGGCUUUAACAUUGUUCUUCCAUUCAGCCCUUCCGGAAGUGCCGCUUCUGCAUCUGUAUCGGCUGCCAAACUCAGCUCUCAGGAUCCUCAUGAUCUCGCAGGCGCUCAAGCUUGUAUUCACAUUCUCCAACAAGGCUCAGCCGCCACCUUCCAGGAUGCUGGAAGCGCAAGGGAGUAUCGAGAUGCCUCUCGCACCCUUUCUAGGUCAUCAGAUGCUAUUCAGGUGGCAGACAUUCUCAAAGACAAGGUGCUGGGCAAACGCAAAGCUAUAGAUAUAUCUCGUCAAGAUGUUACUUUGCCUCAACUCAUCUCGACGCAGUCUCGUUUUCACUCUCAAUUGCAGACCGAUGACGGCUACCAAGCGGCCAGUCGAGAUCGCACCGACGACGCACGAUCCAGCUUCUGCAAGGCCCUCGAGCAAGACCCUUUCAACUGGCGGGCCUGGACUGGACUUUGCGAUACAGGCUAUGGCGCUGGCUCUGCUGACAAGCACUUCGGCGACUCAACUCUAGAACGGCUCUAUACCAACCUCGUCAUAGAAGUGCAGACACCGUAUUCGUCCAUGGAAGCAGCUCUCAGGGUAUCAGCGCCCUUUUCGACCGAGCAACCUCAACCCUCCACUAUGAUCCGCAAAGUAUCCGAAGAUGGCUCCAACAAGAAGCUCAGGGUCUCGUCAGAGGUGCCUCCUCUUCCGACGUUAGGAGCUGCUGCGGCUGCCCGCUAUGGUGCUGCCUCCAAGCCUAUGGACAAACUCACUCCUCCCUUGCCAACCACUUCAGCUAGCACCGUCACAGCCACACGCCUGCAUCCAGCUUCUCGAGCUCUCUCCGCUGCACAGACCAACACCCACCAUCUCGAGCCCAUGUCUACUGAUCAGGACGACGUCAAAGCUUCCAAAGUCGGCACUCUAGCUACUCGUCCCACUCGCACUACUACCGUGCGCACUGCCGCCGUGUCAAAUCCUGCAACGAGCCAGAAUGGUCGACCAUUGCGCUCCACUCGCGGCAAUUCCACUGCUCCCGUAUCCGGUGCUGCUACACGUGCUGGUGCCGCUCCCAGCAGAGCAGGAGUAACAAGUGCAGCUGGCAGCGUCUCAUCCACUUCAUCAGGCUCGUCCACUUCGUCCAUAUCGUCUCGUACGACUGUCACGACAGCUCGAACUGCCGUCUCCACACGCAGAGUCGCUACGUCAGCGCCGAAUCAAGCUCCGUCCCGUAACCGAGCCACCAAACCGGCUACCGCAACGAUUCGGGCAAACACCACAAAUGCUACAGCCCCGUCCACAAAGCGGACGACGGCGACAACAGCAGUCCGUCCCACGGCAUCCUCUACCGCGGGCAGCCUUAGUCGUCCAGGAAGCGCCAUGUCGAAAGCCAGCUCCACCUCAAUGAGUGGUCCGAGCUCGUCAGCGCGUACUAACGGAGCCCUCGCCUCGAGUCGAACAGCGGCCGAAGCAAUGCGUCAGAAGGAGGAGAACGACGUCAGGCUGAAGCUCGCCCAGUUGUCGUCUCUCCGAGAGACUUGCCUUCAGCAACUCACUACUCUGGCACACCAGCACGCGGCAGACAGAUACGUCCUGGCUCUACUGGCGCAGGUCGGAGAAGCAUACCGACUUUUGCGUGUAUGCGAAGGCGACAAAGCUGCUGCUGUGCUCUUACAGCCUGUGCUUGCGGCAUUUGGCGCUGGGUCAGACGGGAAAGCCGAGAAGAGUCAACUUCAGUUAAGCGAUGCGGCUGAAGAAGGCUCGCUCGUCACCCCGUUCAAAUCCGAAGCUUCCCGCUUAAUCGACCUUCAAGUUAAAGACAGCCUACUUCAACACCUUCUCUUGGGUCGAAGCUACGCCGAAAGCUCACAGUACGCCUCUGCCGAGACCCACUUUACCGCCGCUCGCAAGCUCAACCCGUGCAUUGCCAGCCAUAUGGAUGUCUAUUCUCUCGUCCUCUUCCAUCUCUCGCGCGAGGUCAAACUGUCCGCGCUCGCACAGCACUUGGCUAUGGUUGCUCCUGGCACUGCCUCCACUCACAUUGUCGUCGGCAACGCCUUUUCAUUGCAAAAAGAGCAUCAGACGGCUUUAGUCUGCUUCCAACGCGCCGCGGCGGCAGCACCGGAAUACGCCUACGCUUUCACGCUCGCCGGUCACGAAGCACACGAUCUGGGCCUGCAUGACGAAGCAAUCGCAUACUUCCGUAGCGCCAUUCGAUGCGACCGUCGACACUGGAACGCAUGGGCUGGUCUUGGCCGAGUCUACCUUGGUAUAGGUGAACACGAACACGCAGCAUGCAAGAGUCUGCAACAGGCCAUCCACAUCAAUCCUGGCAACCACAUCUUGUGGGACCUAGUCGGAUGGACAUUCUCGCUCAUCAAUGCACCAGCCAAAGCACUCGAGUGCUACGAUCGAGCAAUCGAGCUAGCACCUUCCGCAUCCGUGUUGACAUACUUACGUCGGGCAGAGUUGCUACUGCAACAUGGAGAUACGGAGUCGAGCCACAGAGAUCUGGUCCGAGCGCACGACUUGGCACCGGAGGAGGCGAGCAUACACAUCCUGCUUGCUCAGUCGUACAUGCGGUUGGGCGGAGGAGCAUUCUGUCAUCUCGAAAGCUCUGGUGCUGGUGGAUCAGGUGCAGCAAAAGCAAGUGCAGCACGACGAGUGUCAGGCGUCAUGGCGCUACCAUCCGCGUUCCAAGCUGAGAUUACACACCAUCUCAGUGUAGCCAUCGACUUGGACCCUUCAGUGCUGCGAGUAGUCAAAAGCAUCUGCGAAGGAUACAAGACUCUCCCGGGAAGCAAGUUGAGCAUCCAUCCUCACGAUCUCACUUCAGCUUCGUUUAGUCAGUCCCAUCUCUCUAUGGCCGAUUCCGGGACGUACAACCGAUCAGGAAUGGAAAGCGAGAGUCAAGCUGUGGAUAGUCAAUUGCAGAUGGGAGGACAUAGUGGAGAUGCACACCGAAGCUACAGCUAUAGCAGAGGAAGUGGGAUGGCGGUCAACUCAACUCCGCAGCAUUCGCAUAUGCAUACAGGGAUCAGAGUCCCAUCCGACUUUGCAAACAGUCAUCCACCAUCUGGUGUCUACGACUCCAGCAGCUUCUUGAGCAUUACAACGCCUCUUCAUAGUGGGAAUAACAUUGUGUUGGAGGAUGCGGAAGUGUCAUCAUAA
Ustilago hordei is the source of this 3552-nucleotide messenger RNA. RefSeq lists its product as uncharacterized. The transcript has a single exon. The record is from RefSeq and is a predicted model, not a curated record. Gene Ontology annotation, molecular function: protein binding. The coding region runs from base 1 to 3552 and encodes 1183 amino acids. Lineage: Eukaryota; Fungi; Basidiomycota; Ustilaginomycetes; Ustilaginales; Ustilaginaceae. Gene Ontology annotation, biological process: cell division.